GGCCUCUUCCUGUCUGUAUCAGGACGGCGCGUGGUCCACGCCGAGCGACUGAGAAGCCCGGUCUGCGCCCUCAGAAUGACUGAGUGGGAAGCAGCCACGCCUGCGGUGGCAGAGACCCCUGACAUCAAGCUCUUUGGGAAAUGGAGCACUGAUGAUGUGCAGAUCAACGAUAUUUCUCUGCAGGAUUACAUUGCUGUGAAGGAGAAGUAUGCCAAGUACCUGCCCCACAGUGCUGGACGGUAUGCUGCCAAGCGUUUCCGCAAAGCACAGUGUCCCAUCGUGGAGCGCCUUACUAACUCCAUGAUGAUGCAUGGUCGUAACAACGGCAAGAAGCUCAUGACUGUACGAAUUGUCAAGCAUGCCUUUGAGAUCAUCCACCUGCUCACUGGUGAGAACCCUCUGCAGGUCCUGGUGAAUGCUAUCAUCAACAGUGGCCCCCGAGAAGACUCAACACGCAUUGGGCGGGCCGGGACAGUAAGACGACAGGCUGUGGAUGUGUCCCCACUGCGUAGAGUGAAUCAGGCCAUCUGGCUGCUGUGCACAGGGGCUCGUGAGGCUGCUUUCCGGAACAUCAAGACCAUCGCUGAGUGCCUUGCAGAUGAGCUCAUUAAUGCUGCCAAGGGCUCCUCCAAUUCCUAUGCCAUCAAGAAGAAAGAUGAACUGGAGCGUGUGGCCAAGUCUAACCGCUGAUUUCCCAGUUGCUGCCUAAUAAACUGUGUCCUUUGGAACAA
This is a messenger RNA of Mus pahari (shrew mouse), 731 nucleotides long. RefSeq names its product ribosomal protein S5 (gene Rps5). Gene Ontology annotation, molecular function: mRNA binding; structural constituent of ribosome; rRNA binding. The transcript is spliced from 6 exons. Gene Ontology annotation, biological process: ribosomal small subunit assembly; translation. NCBI's taxonomy places the organism in Eukaryota, Metazoa, Chordata, Mammalia, Rodentia, Muridae. The coding region runs from base 76 to 690 and encodes 204 amino acids. The record is from RefSeq and is a predicted model, not a curated record. Gene Ontology annotation, cellular component: ribosome; cytosolic small ribosomal subunit.